Messenger RNA from Paramuricea clavata, 498 nucleotides. The record is from the annotation of a GenBank genome assembly. Lineage: Eukaryota; Metazoa; Cnidaria; Anthozoa; Malacalcyonacea; Plexauridae.
AUGGGAGAUCUACAAGAUGAGAAAUCAUCCGAUUGCAAUUAUCUACAAUAUACGGAUGAUACUAGUUUAUACAAACAUUGUAAGGUAAAGAAUUUGGAUAACUGUAGCGAGGUCAUUGGGAGGGAGUUAGCCCGGGCUGAUGGCUGGUCAACAAAUUCGAACUUGCUUUUGAAUCCUGGUAAAACCAAGAUGAUGAUAUUUUCCACAACACAGAUGUAUACCACUCACAAUCUUUCUUCCCUGGAUUUGGUUAAAAUCAACAUCAAUGAUCAGUAUACUGAACGUAAGUCUUCUUGGAACGUCCUGGGAGUGGAACUAAAUGAGCAUUUAAAGUGGAAUCCACAUCUGGAAAAAGUAAUAAGAUCAACGUAUUUGUCCCUGGCUUGCUUGAGGAGGCUGAAACGUUUCACGCCGUUCUCAUUGAGAAAACAACUAGCAGAAUUAUUGAUUUUAUCCAAACCUGGAUUAUUGCAAUUGCCUAUACGGAUCCUUGCCUGA